Messenger RNA from Paramecium pentaurelia, 1253 nucleotides. The record is from the annotation of a GenBank genome assembly. NCBI's taxonomy places the organism in Eukaryota, Ciliophora, Oligohymenophorea, Peniculida, Parameciidae.
AUGUAUUUGAUUUUUCGAAGAAUUUUGACUGGAUUGUUUAAGCUAUUGUCAAUUAUUAGAUGUCUCAGAUCAACUAUAGUUCAAUACGUUGCAUUCAACCCCCCAGAAGUAGGUUAUUUAAUACGAAACAGAAAUGAAGUGAUAAAAACACUUACUCUCUCUCCGAUGCAAGAAGAGAGAUCUAGGACUUUGGAUGAGCCACAAUCACCGUUAAUACAAGUCAAACAACCAAUUAGAUAGUCACAUCAAUUAACUAAAGAACAUCUUUCCAUAAUCUCACCAAGAAUAAAAUACUACAACACACUAUAAAGUGCAGAAUAUAAGUAACAAUUAAGAAACCCAAAGAAUUAGCAGUAUGAACAAUAUAAUACAUAAGUUAAUAUCCCUCACAAGAGUUUAAUUUUAUAAGCAAUGAAUUGAAAGCUAUGGAGAUUGAUAAUAAUCCUGGAUUGCCUAUUUCUAGCUAUGUUUUAGAGUCCAAGUCUGGCAAUUUGAUUGCGUCUAUUUAUAUUGAAUUUUAAAACAGCGAAUAGAUUAUUCUCUAUAGUCAUGGCAAUUCUACAGAUAUCGGUUUGAUGUUUGAUACAUAUGUUGAUAUCGUCAUGGAGUGUAAAAUAAACCUAUUCUCCUAUGAUUAUUCAGGAUAUGGAUAAAGCACUGGUUAUCCUACUGAUAUAAACUUACUAUAUGAUAUUGAAUCAGCUUACAUCUUUUUAGUUGAUCAAUUGUAAUUUGAACCAAGGAAUAUAAUAAUAUAUGGAUAUAGUAUAGGAUCUGGACCAAGUACUAACUUAGCCUCAAGACAUAAUGUAGGAGGAUUGAUCAUUCAUUCUGGUUUGUCAAGUGGACUAAGAGUGAUUGACCCUACAAUUGAUCAAACAUCAUAUUAUGAUAUUUUUCCUAAUAUUGAUUACAUAGUUGAUGUGACAGCCCCAGUAUAUUUACUUCAUGGAGGAGCUGACUCUAUGAUUAAUGUUGUUCAUGCUGAAUAAUUGGCUUAAAAUACUAAUCAUUUAUUUUCUGUUUGGCUAGUUGAAAAUGGAGGCCAUGGAGAUAUUGAAUAAUAAUGGAAGGAAUUAUACUUUAAGAGAUUAUAAAGAUUUUUACAAUGUAUAUUUAAAGUUAUUUUAGAUUGUUAAACUGCAUAUGUAACUAAACCACAUUAAAAAUUAAACAAAAGAACAACUGAACAUAUAUAUGAUGAAUGUAACUUUGAAAAAGAAAUCUUUUAAAUAAGUCUACUAGAAAUGUGA